AUGACUCCGCAGAAGUGCAUUGCCAUGGUUCAAGGGCAAAGAUACGCGGGUGUCAUCUUCGACACUUGCUACGGGUCCCAGUCUCUCGAUGCCACAGCUUUUAUACUAGGAGACAGCUGCAGUAUACCUUGUCCCGGUGACGCUCGCCAGAUAUGUGGUGGCAAUGCGGCCUUAAACUCCAACAGGCUCCGUAUGCGACAUAACUCUCGAGCUCUCGUCCUCCAGCGCGAUGCUUCCACAAACAUUCUACUCACAAUAUUCCAGCUCAUCGUCUUGCCAGGGACAACCGUCGUCGAAUCUGGCGCGACCAUCGUGGUACAACCCACCACCAUCGCCGAUCCAGCCAUCAAGAUACCCACUCCUAGUCUGACAGCAGUUGUGCCGCCGGUAGCAUCUCUUCCUGGACUACCGGCCGGUACAAACGUCCAGAAUGCCCCUGCCGCAGUCAUCGGUCCCGGCGGGACCGUCAAUACAACCAACGGGCAGCCAACCAGCGCUCUACGACCGGCAUUAAUACCGAGCCCUCUGAGCCCGAACAGUGCCAUCACUUCCGUAGUGACCACCGUAACCUAUAUGAUCGUUGACCCUACGAAACCUACCGCCCUGGUGCCGGUAGAGCUCUGCACCACGCUAUACUUCGAAGACUGCCAGUGCCCAACCCAAGUAAUCCCUACGCUCCCCAUGGCAACAUAUGUGGCAGACUGCGACAAGUGUGGUGUUAACGGCCAAAGCAAAGUCACAAUCACCGCCCCAAGUGUCGAACCCUACCAUUCGCCAUCUGGCAACAGAUAA
Messenger RNA from Colletotrichum graminicola M1.001, 792 nucleotides. RefSeq lists its product as uncharacterized. Bases 1 to 792 code for a protein of 263 amino acids. The transcript has 2 exons. The record is from RefSeq and is a predicted model, not a curated record. Lineage: Eukaryota; Fungi; Ascomycota; Sordariomycetes; Glomerellales; Glomerellaceae.